CCCCCCCCCCCCAGUUUUGGGAUCAUUGCCAGUUCCUGAUAUCAUCGUCAUGGCAUCAAUGGAAUGGUAUUAACUAACAUUGUCAUGUCAGCGGAAAGAAGAAAAUACUGUUAGGGACCUUGAUCAUCUUUCAUGUUGUGUGAUUUCCAUCCACUGUAAACUCCAUCAUUCAACCCUCUCUCCAUUGUCUUCCUUUUUAUAUCAUACUCAGCCAUUACCGUCAUCAUGAAAACCGCUUCACAACCUUCAGCUCCCCAUAACGCAACAAGCAAAGUAAAGCGGCUCGUCGGCAAAAUUCGCCGCCACUCACAUCCUCCAUCCCCCGAAGCUUCCUCAACAUCUCCCUCAUCAUCUGCAAAUCCAUCUCGAGAAUCUUCAUCAUGUCCUAUUCCACAUAUCGGCAAACAUAGUCAACGCCAGAGUCGCCGCGGAUCAGCCUCAGAGGAGGAAGAGCGCGCGCAUGACCUUGAACUCUGGAACGCAGCAUAUGAUGUCCUUAAAAGAGAUGGCACGUCUUCGGGUCUUGUGCUCGCGUAUGAGAGCAUUAUUUCUCAUGCACUUCCUGAUGCUUUGAGGCCGGGACAUAACGGGAAUGGGAAUGGGCUGCCGACGGAAAAUGAGAGGAGAGCGGAGCUUAUGAUGAUGAUUACAAAGUCUGGUUUAAACCGUGAAGUUAAGGAGACUUCACAAACAGACUCAGGCGAUGUCGAAGCAAGAGAAAAUCUGAUUCAAACAAGGUUGACUAUAGCUUCAUUACUCGAUGACCAGCCCAGUGCCGCUGUCGCAUGGGCGGGCUUCUGCUCACUAACACCACUUCUACUAGAACCCCUUCUUAGACACGAAGAUAUCCGCCAGGGUUUUGUGCAUAUUGCACACACCAUUCCUCACUACAUGACCCUACAUCGCACCCUACAUCCAUCAUCCUGGACAUCACUACCAGAGUUCCAACGUCAACAGCCGCAAGUCCAUCAAACUCUUCUAACACUUUACCGACGCAUCCUCGAAUACGAGAUGAACAUUGUCUGCGCCGCUGCGAGCGCCUGGAACAUGGCUGCUCGCAACGUCGUCGAUUGGCAUGGCUGGAAGGCUAUGGCUGAUGCUGUGCGAGACAUGGAUGCUGAGUUGAUGGGCUACGUCGAGAAGAACGGCACAGAUGAAGCUAGAGUGUUGAUGGAGGUUCAGAGGAAGUUGGUACCUGAAGGAGGAGGGCGUGGUGAGUUACAAGACGAUACUUCACCUCGAAAUGCGUAAGAAUAUAAGAGAAGUCAACAGUGAAGGGAAUCACUACAAACAGGAUCAUAUUUUAUAA
Messenger RNA from Fusarium redolens, 1309 nucleotides. RefSeq lists its product as uncharacterized. The coding region runs from base 226 to 1251 and encodes 341 amino acids. The record is from RefSeq and is a predicted model, not a curated record. The transcript is spliced from 2 exons. Lineage: Eukaryota; Fungi; Ascomycota; Sordariomycetes; Hypocreales; Nectriaceae.